Molecule: messenger RNA, 4037 nt
Organism: Vitis riparia (riverbank grape)
Lineage: Eukaryota; Viridiplantae; Streptophyta; Magnoliopsida; Vitales; Vitaceae
Product: protein TPLATE
Exons: 7
Coding region: 246-3779 (1177 amino acids)
Biological process (GO): endocytosis
Source: RefSeq, a predicted model, not a curated record
ACAUGAUUACACUUCACAUAAGAAAAGAAAUGGAGAGAUUUUCAACAUCCCACUGAAUUUGUACUAAAAUUCAGGUCUGGAUCGCCCAACAAGUAACAGUUAUACUCUUUACCCCGUCUUUCUUUCUAUCCUCCCUGCGAUGAGAUGAUGCCGAAAUUCAAUUCAAAACCCUAAUAUUCUCACGACUCAGGACUUGAUUCGUUUGUGUUUACAUCAAAUCCUGAGAUCCGGAGGUGUGUUUCUCAAUGGAUAUAUUGUUCGCUCAGAUCCAAGCCGACCUUCGAUCCAACGACGCUCUCCGCCAAACCAACGCCCUCCUCCAAGCCCUCCAGCAGUGUGCGGCCGGCCGCGACGUCUCCCUUCUCGCCAAAUCCGCCGUCGAGGAGAUUGUCGCCUCUCCCGCCUCCGCCGUGUGCAAGAAGCUCGCUUUUGGCCUCAUACGUGCCACUCGCCUCACCGCCGAUCUAUGGGAGAUUGUCUGCACUGGCAUUCGCACUGAUCUCGACUUCCCCGACCCCGACGUCACCGCCGCCGCGGUCUCCAUUCUCGCCUCCAUUCCCUCUUACCGCCUCGGCAAGCUCAUCUCGGAUUGUAACAAGGAGAUUUCUAAUUGCUUUGAUUCUCCCAGCGAUAAUUUGCGUUUGUCUAUUACCGAGACCCUGGGGUGCAUUCUCGCGAGGGACGAUCUGGUUACGCUGUGCGAAAACAAUGUCAAUUUGUUGGAUAGGGUCUCUAAUUGGUGGACGCGGAUCGGGCAGAACAUGCUCGACCGCGCUGAUUCGGUUUCAAAGGUGGCGUUUGAGUCGGUUGGGAGGUUGUUUAAGGAGUUUGAUUCGAAGAGGAUGAGCCGGUUGGCGGGGGAUAAGCUUGUGGAUAGUGAGAAUUCGCUUGCGAUCCGGUCCAAUUGGGUUUCAUCGAUGGUGGAUUUUGCCUGGAAGAAGCGGAACGCUUUGAUGGCGAGGUCGUUGGUUUUGCCAGUUGAGAGUUUUAAGGCUACAGUGUUUCCAAUAGUAUAUGCAGUCAAGGCCGUGGCCUCGGGUGCUGUUGAGGUUAUUCGAAAACUUUCGAGGUCUUCCAGGGGUGCCAAUGAUGUGGUGGAUUCAGGGAAUGCAGAGAGGUUUGUGGGAGUUUCCGAUGUGGUUACUCAUUUGGUGCCAUUCUUAGAAUCGUCCUUGGAUCCGGCUUUGAUUUUUGAAGUGGGAAUUAAUAUGUUGUCUUUGGCUGAUGUCCCUGGAGGGAAGCCCGAGUGGGCUUCAGCUUCAAUUAUUGCUAUUCUUACACUCUGGGACAGGCAAGAAUACUCUUCUGCUAGAGAAAGCAUUGUUCGGGCUGUUGUUACAAAUCUACACCUCCUUGAUCUUCAUAUGCAAGUUUCAUUAUUUAAAAGGUUGCUUCUAAUGGUGAGAAACUUGAGAGCAGAAUCGGACCGUAUGCAUGCUUUAGCCUGUAUUUGCCGCACUGCACUUUGUGUUGAUCUUUUUGCAAAGGAAAGUGUGCGAAGAGGGCAGAAACCUCUUGCAGGUACUGAUAUUGCUUCACUUUUUGAGGAUGCGAGGAUAAAAGACGACCUCCACAGUGUAACAAGCAAAAGUUUAUUUAGAGAAGAGUUAGUUGCAUCACUGGUAGAAAGUUGCUUUCAGUUAUCUCUACCCCUGCCAGAACAAAAGAAUUCAGGUACAGAGAGCAGAGUUAUUGGAGCUCUGGCAUAUGGGACUGGAUAUGGUGCAUUGAACUGGACGGAACCAGCUCUAGAAGUGGUGGAAGUAUGUAGGCCUUGUGUCAAAUGGGACUGCGAGGGCCGAAUUUAUGCCAUUGACUGCUAUUUGAAGUUGUUGGUUAGGCUGUGCCACAUCUAUGAUACCAGGGGAGGGGUGAAAAGGGUGAAAGAUGGUGCUUCUCAGGAUCAAAUACUGAAUGAGACAAGGUUGCAAAAUUUGCAACGUGAACUUGUGAAAGAUCUUCGUGAGGUGAAUAAUCCAAGGAUAUGUGCCCGCCUUAUUUGGGCUAUUGGGGAACAUAUUGAUCUAGAAGGUUUGGAUCCACUACUAGCCGAUGAUCCUGAAGAUCCACUGAACAUUAUUGUAUCAAAUGUCCACAAGGUUCUAUUCAACAUGGAUUCAUCUGUAACUACAGCAAAUAGGCUUCAAGAUAUUCAGGCAAUUCUUCUAUGUGCUCAGAGGCUUGGAUCACGUCACCCUAGAGCAGGACAGUUGCUCACGAAAGAGCUUGAAGAAUUCAGAAGCAAUAGCUUGGCUGAUUCUGUCAACAAGCAUCAAUGCCGUUUGAUUUUGCAGAGGAUUAAAUAUGUUACUGGUCAUCCAGAAAGCAGGUGGGCUGGGGUUAGUGAAACCAGAGGAGAUUACCCAUUUAGCCACCACAAGUUAACGGUUCAGUUUUAUGAAGCAUCUGCAGCUCAGGACAGAAAGUUGGAAGGAUUGGUUCACAAGGCUAUUUUAGAGCUUUGGAGGCCAGAUCCUAGUGAAUUAACUCUUUUACUGACAAAAGGAAUUGACUCUACUUUACUCAAGGUUCCUCCAAGUGCACUUACUUUGACUGGUAGUAGUGACCCUUGCUAUGUGGAAGCAUAUCAUUUGACAGACGCAAGUGAUGGAAGAAUCACAAUGCAUUUGAAGGUUUUAAAUUUGACUGAACUUGAACUUAAUCGGGUGGAUAUUCGGGUUGGUCUCUCUGGUGCGUUAUAUUUUAUGGAUGGGUCUCCUCAAGCAGUACGGCAGUUGCGUAAUCUUGUUUCACAGGAUCCAGUGCUCUGCAGUGUGACCGUUGGUGUGUCCCAUUUUGAGAGAUGUGCCCUUUGGGUUCAGGUCCUAUAUUAUCCCUUCUAUGGGAGUGGUGUUGCAGGAGAUUAUGAAGGAGACUAUACUGAAGAUGAUGCGCAAAUCAUGAGACAAAAGAGAAGCUUAAGGCCAGAACUAGGGGAACCUGUGAUUUUGAGAUGUCAGCCUUACAAGAUUCCACUGACUGAGCUUCUUUUGCCACAUAAAAUCUCACCUGUUGAAUAUUUCCGCCUAUGGCCUAGUUUACCAGCUAUUGUAGAGUACACAGGGGCUUAUACCUACGAAGGAAGCGGCUUUACUGCUACUGCUGCACAGCAAUAUGGGGCUUCUCCUUUUCUGAGCGGACUAAAAUCUUUGUCUUCUAAGCCAUUCCAUAAAGUGUGCUCACACAUCCUCCGUACUGUGGCUGGGUUUCAGCUUUGUUUUGCAGCCAAAACCUGGUAUGGAGGCUUUGUAGGGAUGAUGAUUUUUGGUGCUAGUGAAGUAAGCAGAAACGUGGACCUUGGUGAUGAGACGACAACCAUGAUGUGCAAAUUUGUCAUCCGAGCUUCUGAUGCAUCAAUCACAAAGGAGAUUGGAUCAGAUCUUCAGGGUUGGUUGGAUGACCUUACUGAUGGGGGUGUAGAGUACAUGCCUGAAGAGGAAGUGAAGGUGGCUGCUGUUGAGAGGUUAAGGAUCUCAAUGGAGCGGAUAACUUUGCUGAAGGCAGCCCAGCCGCCACCUAAGCCUCCAAAAUCUGAUGAUGAGGAAGAAGAAGAGGAGGAAGAGGAGGAGGAGGAGGUGGAAGGAGAAGGUGAGGAUAAGAAGAAGAAGAAGAAGAAAAAGGAGAAAGAAAAGGAAAAUGGUGAAGAAGAUGGUAAAACUAAGGGACCAUCAACCUUAUCAAAGUUAACAGCAGAAGAGGUUGAGCACCGUGCUCUUCAAGCAGCAGUGCUACAAGAGUGGCAUAUGCUGUGUAAAGCUAGAAGCACCAAAGUUAAUUAACUUCAUUAUUCUUUACGAUGGUUUGGCCAUAUCCUUUGUACUCAGUUGUAUUAUGAUUUUUGGUAUUUUGAUUAGGUAGAUGCCGGAAAUUUGACAAGAGUGGUCUUGUUAUUUUUGUCUUUUUCCAUUUUUUUUUGUCAACUUUAAAUAUCUUGUACAUCUUAUACCAGCUGCUCAUUGGUCUGUUAUUCAUUAUGAGAAAUCCAUUGUUGAGGACAUGAUUUGUUAUUAGUGUUUGGCGUUUCCUUUUUUUUUUUU